This is a messenger RNA of Esox lucius (northern pike), 2599 nucleotides long. It is a transcript of the gene sh3bp1, whose product is annotated as SH3-domain binding protein 1. Gene Ontology annotation, cellular component: cytoplasm; cytosol; intracellular anatomical structure. The coding region runs from base 187 to 2289 and encodes 700 amino acids. The transcript is spliced from 18 exons. The record is from RefSeq and is a predicted model, not a curated record. NCBI's taxonomy places the organism in Eukaryota, Metazoa, Chordata, Actinopteri, Esociformes, Esocidae. Gene Ontology annotation, molecular function: GTPase activator activity; protein binding. Gene Ontology annotation, biological process: regulation of Rac protein signal transduction; positive regulation of GTPase activity; regulation of actin cytoskeleton organization.
CAGACCAGUGAGACUGAUAGGCGGUAAACAGUCACAGCACACUAACAUCACACAUAAGGAAAACACUUGUAGUUGUACCUGCUCAAUGAAAUAAAACACACUGACCCAGCAAGACUUGACGGAGGUCCAGGCUGGUGUCAAGACAAAGGGAUAGUUUGUAGGAGGACAGUUGACUUGGAUGCAAUCAUGCUGAAAUCUUUCAACCUCUUGAAGCAGCUUGGAUCUGUGGGGAAGUCGCAGGAUGCCACUGACCUUCUCACAGAGGAUCUGGUUAUGGUGGAGCAGCGGGUGGAGCCAGCUAAGAGGGCAGCGCAGAUUAUCCACAAGAAACUGAUGGCCUGUCUACAGAGUCAGCUAGGGCUGGACUCAGAGAAACGAAUGAAAAAGCUCCCUCUAAUGCUACUCUCUGUUAGCAUGGCGGAGAGCUUUAAAGACUUCGACGCAGACUCUUCUAUCAGGAAAGUGUUAGAGAUGUGUUGCUUCAUGGAGAGUCACCUGGCAUCCACAUUGGCUGACUUUGAGCUGAAGCUGGAGAAGGAGGUUUUGGAGCCCCUCAAUAAACUCAGCGAGGAAGACCUUCCGGAGAUUCUCAAAAACAAGAAGCUGUUUGCCAAACUCACAAUGGACUGGCACAGUGCACGAAACAGGUCGCUGGGCAGUUCCGGCCCUCAGGCCAGGCAGGACGGGUUGAGGGAGGAGGUGGAGGAGGCCUGGAGGAGACUGGAAAGCAUCAAGGACCAGUAUUCUGCAGAUCUCUAUCACUUUGCCACUAAAGAAGAUGACUAUGCCAACUAUUUUAUUCGUCUGCUGGAACUACAGGCAGAAUAUCAUAAGAACUCCCAUGACUUCCUUGAACGAAACAUCAGUGAGCUGAAAGAGAACCACAGCCAAACAGAAUCCCAGGAGUACAGCUCUAACGGAAAGGUUUACGGGGAGCCCCUGCUGAGUCACUUGUACAACAGCAGCAGGGAGAUUGCCGUUCCCAUCCAGGAGUGUGUCCACAUGCUUCUGCACACCGGCAUGAGAGAAGAGGGCCUGUUUCGCCUGGCGGCAGCAGCCUCUGUGGUAAAGAAACUGAAGAGCAGUUUGGAUAGAGGGGUGGUGAACCACAGCGAGUUCACUGACCCUCACGCAGUUGCAGGGGCUUUGAAAUCCUACUUGAGAGAGCUUCCUGAACCCCUCAUGACAUUUGACCUCUACAAUGACUGGUUUAAAGCAGCAGGGGAGAAAGAACUGGAAGACAAACUUACACAGUUUAAAGCUGUGCUAAAGAAGUUACCAUCGGAAAACUACAACAACCUCCGGUACCUGGUACAGUUCCUGUCGUGUCUCUCAGAGCAGCAGGCGGUUAACCGGAUGAGUCCCAGUAACAUCGCCAUAGUGCUGGGCCCCAAUCUGCUGUGGCCUCGCGUGGAAGGGGAGGCUGCUUUGUUGGACAUGGCGUCUGCCUCCUCUGUCCAGGUCGUGACCGUGGUCGAACCUCUUAUACAAUACUCUAGCAGCCUGUUCCCAGAAGCGGUGGACUUUCAAGUUCCUGAGCUUCCUGGGGUGCCUGACUUGCACCUGUCAACACCUGAAUGCUCAGAGACUCAGAAAGAGAGGCUCUCCAGCACUACCUCCUCUUCUUCUUCCUGCUCCUCUCCUUGUCAUCCACCACUCUGUAAACCAAGCAGCUCUGCCUCACAGGACAGUGGCCCUUUCAUUGUCAAGUCGGGUUCUGUUGUUCGUAGAACCACCACCUGGGAGAAUCCUGCCUCAGACUUACCAGGCUCAAACCUAACGCACCUCACCCCUGACUUAGUCCGGACCCAGAGCCUAUCCUCUGUCACCAUCCCAGCUGUGGUUCACAACCCAUCCCAACCACCCAGCCUCAAACAGACUCCUAGCCCCACCUUGCUUCACUCCCCACCACUUGUGUCUGGCUGUAGUCCGACCCAAAAGCCUGUCCCCGAUCCAAGCUCACUAGAACCCAUUCUAGAGGCCCCACCGGACUCCCCCAGAGCUGUAAUGAAGAUCGACUCACCGUUUAAAGCUAGAAGAUCCUUCCUUCAAAAAAAGCAGCCCAUCCAGGGGAAAGAGCAGGUGGUUGUUGCAUUCUUCAAUCCAAAGGUCCCACCUCCUCCAGCCCCAAAAGAGGCAGCAGAAACCCAGCCUCAACGUCCACCCAAGGGACUGAAUCUCCCACCCAAGAAGGCCCCAAGCAGAAAGGGUCCAAUCAGGCCUCCCAAAAUCCCUCCUCCCAAACCCCCAGUACUGGAGAGUAAACAGGUGACCUCUAUAGCCCAGUGAAUGUGUAGGAAUAGAGUGUAGGAACAUCUAAGUAUGUAUAAAUAUGUUUUCCUGGGCUUCUGAUGCCUCGGUACAAAUAAACUAUAAUUUUUGUUUGUUCAUAUUAAAUGUGGUGAGACCUGGAUCGGAAUGCAUAUCAAAGCUCCAGAUCAAAGCCAAUUCAGCAUGAAUUGAGUAAUUUCAGUGGUUUAGAUGUUGUGAUUUAGUGUGUUCUGUAUUACAGUUGUAUAGAAUGUUUUAUAUAUGGCUUAAGUGGAAAUAUGUUCUGACAGACAUGUAAAUAAAGUAUUAACGAUCAUGCUUAUUAAAA